This is a messenger RNA of Ectocarpus siliculosus, 849 nucleotides long. The record is from the annotation of a GenBank genome assembly. Lineage: Eukaryota; Phaeophyceae; Ectocarpales; Ectocarpaceae.
AUGCCCCGAUCCAGAGAUGGAAAGCACACCUUUUGCGUGUACGGAUCGAGCUCAGUGAACACUCCCCAACCUUACUUGGACGUGGCACGCAAGCUGGGCAAUCUGCUGGCGGAUGGCGGCCACACUUGCGUCAACGGGGCGGGACGGGCGGGUUGCAUGGGGGCCCUGAAUGACGGGGUGACGGAGAGGUGCGGGAGGGUGCGGGGGGUGAUCCACGAGAUGUGGAUCGUGGAUGCUUCGGAACACCCCCAGGUUAAGGACCUCCGAGUGGUCGGAGGGCAAGGGCUACAGGAGCGGAAACGAAUGCUGAUGGAGGGUGCCGACUGCAUUGUGGCGCUGCCCGGGGGGCUCGGGACGUGGGACGAGUUGUGGGAGAUGGUCUGCCUCAAGGGGAUCGGUCUGUGCGACGUCCCUAUUUGUGUGUUGGAUGUGGAAGACUUCUACGCAGGGUUCAAGGUUCAGACGAAGAGGGCACAAGCAGAUCGACUCCUGUACGCAGACAUGGACAAGCUCCUCCACUUCGAGAGCGACCCCGCAAAGGCCAUCGAGUGGUGUGUCUCUCAACUGGGAGCCCCGGGACGCGACCACAAGCCGAAUCGGCGCCUCGAAAGAACUACGUCGGGAGUCAACCCACCGACAACAACAUCGUGGAGUAACUCGGACAGGUUUAUGUGGGCGUGCAGCGUGAUUGCAUGUUCCGGAGCUUUGACCCUGGCCAUGACUGCGCUCAGACGCUGAGCAGAAGGUCAUGUUUCUCUAUAUUGCUGUAGAUCUUGGGUGAAUUGAUGCCUGGAAGGGUGCGCUUCCGUCUCGCGCAUAACGGGACGGGCUGGUUAGUGAUCAUGUGGU